Messenger RNA from Phacochoerus africanus (Common warthog), 6680 nucleotides. RefSeq names its product LFNG O-fucosylpeptide 3-beta-N-acetylglucosaminyltransferase (gene LFNG). NCBI's taxonomy places the organism in Eukaryota, Metazoa, Chordata, Mammalia, Artiodactyla, Suidae. Gene Ontology annotation, cellular component: Golgi membrane. Gene Ontology annotation, biological process: regulation of Notch signaling pathway; pattern specification process. The transcript is spliced from 13 exons. The record is from RefSeq and is a predicted model, not a curated record. Gene Ontology annotation, molecular function: O-fucosylpeptide 3-beta-N-acetylglucosaminyltransferase activity. Bases 4490 to 5620 code for a protein of 376 amino acids.
GGGGCGGCCUUGGGAGGGUCUGCUGGUCCCAAGGCUGCUGCGGUCCGGGCGGCAGCGCGAGGAGAGGCGAGGCGAAGAGAGGCGAGGGGCGCGCGAGGGCACCUGCCGACCCUGGACCACAUCUUCCUGUGCAUCGUUGGAAGGAGCUGAGCGUGAUGGGCUCAGCUCCUUCCUGGAACCACCCGUUGUCACCACCGCCGCCCCCCAGACGAAUGGCUUCCUCUGCCACACCCACAUGCCCCGAGUGGAGGCUCUCAGGAGACACAGGCCGUGGCUGACCUUCCCCGUCUCUGACCCAGGCCCCGAGGAGCCGGUCGACCUCUGACCAAGGACAAACGCCUGAAAUCCAGCCCAGGCCCUGCUCACCAGGCGGCAGAGGCGGAGCACCUUUUCCCACGCAAUGGCCCUGGGAGGCAGGGAUAAUGGAGCACCUACUUUGUGCCAGGCUCUGAUGAGAAGCGAAGCAUCACUUCUGCCCUCACGGAGCCCCCAGGCUACUGGGGAGCGCUGACUCUUCAUCCAGAAGCUUCCGGGCUGGACCCUCUCCGGGCCACUGUGGCCAUGCCACCCCCUGCCUCUGAGCGAGCCCACAGCACCCUGACGUCUGGGGCUUCUCUGCUGCCACUUCUCCUCCUAGGACGAUCCAAUGGCAGCCUUGAGGACGGGCCUUCUCAGGUCUGUGUCCGACAGGGCAGUGUGAGGCCCCUGCCUGGCUCCACCUUCCUGCCACCACCUCGUGGAACUGGGGACAGUGCCUUCCUCCCCUCGCUGGGCUCUGCUGCUGGGUUGGAGGAGGCUGCUCCCGGGACACUGAGCAGGGCUGCCUCGGGUGACUGCCCUCGAGUUAAUGGCUCACCCAUUAUGUUUCCUGGAUCUCGCAGGAAAGAGACACCCAGGGGAGGCCCCAGGAGCCCAUGGGGAAGGGGACUGCUAGAACCUGCCUCUCCAUUUGCAGAAGGCCCCAGGUGAUGGGUACACAACACCGCCUCUGAGCCUGACGGGGGAGGCAGAGCUGAGCCCCGGGGGCCUCACUGGUCACGCGGGCCCCUGUCCUCCGCCAUCUCCACCCAAGCCUCGCUGGGCAGCUCUCAAGUCAUUCUACCACCCAGCUCCCCUCGGCGGUGGGUGGAGGGGCCGUGCUGAGAGGAGGUCGGCUGCCCAGGAGGCGCCCAGACCCCUGGCCCUGAGCACGAGGCCCUCAUCACUCAUGAGCAGCUUAUAAGAUGGGUCCUCGCGUCCUGAGUGGGGAAACUGAGGCUCAGAGGAGGAAUACCCCAGGUCCAAGGCCAUGAAGCUGAGAAGUGGCCCCUCUGGGAUUAGACAGCAAGCAGUCUUUCUCCAGAAGCUCCCAGCCUGGGUCUACACUCCCGUGCCCGUGUCUGGGGAGGGCCCUGGCACAGCCUCUCGCCCAUCCCAAUUCCCAAGGACCCUAAGGCCCCAGGGGGCUUCCUGGCAACCGGGUCAGCCCUCCCCACCCACCUCCUUCUCCUGGGCCCAGCACCCCCUGCUCCCACCCCACAGCUGUUUGGCCCAGUAGGUCCCCUGAAGGGGCCUUUGGGUCUAGGGUGAGGGCAGGGGAGGGGAGCAUCUCAGGCUGGAGCCAAGCCUGGGGAGGGGGGCAGGGGCGGCUGGGCCAGCCACCCUUCUCCAGUUUUCAGACCUCAAGGAGUCACCACGAAAUUCCAUUCUCCUGACAGCAAAGAAAUUGAAUCACUCUUGCCAAAGCCCACGGCCCCACAAGAAUGCUGCAAAGCUUUGUCCUGCUGUUCCCAGACAGGCAGCUGCACCCAGACCCCCCCACUCCCACCAAGCCUGGCCUCAGAGAGGUGGUACAGACACUCCCUGUCGCAUCUAGGCCACGCCCCUGCCAGGCUGAGCCUCAACCCCUCUGUACAGUGGCUCCUCCCCCUCGCUCCCUGAGUACCAUGCAGCAGAGCUUCCUGAGCCCCGACUUGCAUUCUGUACAGUGGGCACGUCACUGCCGCUUCCUGGUGUAUCAACAGCACAGCAGCCAGGGCUAGGCAGCACCAGCUGGAAAAAGCAGGGAAGCUCUGGGGCGCAGGGCAGGGAGUCCUGCCCCCUGGGUGGGGGCCAUGGAAGGGUGGGUUCCCAGGACCUCCAGGUGGGACUGCGGGGUGGCGUGGCUGCACGCUGCUGUUCCUCCUGCCUCUUGCAGGAUGCUCAGCACCUAGUGGGUAUCAUGGAAUGUCGGUGCCAGUGACAGAAUCCCAGGGACAGAGCACAGCUCAUGCAAUGAUUCAGGGCUUGACAGUUUGGGGGCUGUUAGAGCAUGGGGAGGCAUUGCAGGGAACAGUAAGAAACAGAGCCGGAACCAAGUUGGGAGGUACGUCAGGCCAGGACUUGAACUCACAGGUGACGGGGAACCACAAAGAUUUCGAUCUGCAUGUGUGUGUGUGCGGGGGGUGUGGGGGUGUGAUGAGCUGCGUGGAGAAUGCGUACAGCAGGUGGAUUGGGGACUGCGAGACCAGGGUGGAGGCUGCUCGAGAGGUCCAGGUCCAGCAGGAGCGCAAGGUGAUCGACAGUGUGUCUGCAGCAGCAGGGACGUGGGUUCAAUCCCCAGCCGGCACCGUGGGCUAAGGCUCCAGCGCUGGUCCAGGCCUGGGAACUAGAAUGCCUCAGCCGGAUGGAAAAAAAAAAAAAAAAAAAAAAGGUCCAGGAUAGAGGAGGGUCUCUCUCAAAACAGCCCAGACCCGGGAUAGAUAAGAGUUGGUGGUGGGUGAGGGACACGCGGGCACAGAGACCUUUCAGAUGAGAGGCUGGAGCUGACCGUCUGCCAGCCUUCAGGUCCAUUUCUCCCCUGCCCACCCCCACCCCUUCAGCUGACUAAAGGCUCCCAGGCUGGGCUCCGGCUGAUGGGGGAGGGGUUUAUGGCAGGAGGUGACUCUAUGGGAGUCUUGUCACUUGGACCCAGUAGCACCAUCUGCUCUGGCAUCUGCCUGCCUGAGGUGGUGCCUGCUAAUUACCUCGGAGGCGGGUACAGGAAGAGGCCUGGGAACUCUCACUCCCCAACACCCCAUCAGAGGGGCAGGGGCCUGAAGAACAAAUGGGCCAGGCCCCCUGGGCGCAAGUCUGGAAACUGGACCAGACAUUCACACAGUAAAUCUUUAUAGAGCACCUACUGUGUUCCCGUUCUUCAGCGGUGGACAUUCAGGUGGAGGGAGCGGGACCACGAAAGGGGAGCUGCUGUGAAGCCCGCGGCCACCGGGCAGAGUGAGCCAUAAGCGGGGGACUGGUUAAGCCACGGUGGUCGCUGGGAGGCUGCUUAGGAGGGAAGGGAAGGGGACGAGGAGCAGCCAAGCGGAGAGCCACCCCUAGCUGCGCUUCCGGAAGCGGCUGUAGGCAGGGGCUGAGACUUGAAUUUCUCGGCAUGGGGCCCUUGGCCACUUCCUCGCCCCUCACCCUCAACCUGGGCAGCCGGCACGCAUUCCUGUCGCCCCAGCUCGUGCGGUGGGCCGGCCCGGCCCGUGGGAAGGGCCGGGGGCCUGGGGCCCGCCGUGUGCCGGGGAGGCGGGGCGGGGCACAGCUGGGCCACAUCUGGCCCGAGUGGAGAAGGACCAAAUGGGACAGAAGGCCGCCUUUCAUCCCGCGCGACGAGGGGCGCUAUCGGUUUCUUCUCACCCUGGGCGCCCAAGGAUUUCUGGGGACCAGUCCCCCGCCCACCCCCCCGACGUGGGGCCGUGACGAGGAAAUUAGCUCGAGGCCUAGGGAGGGAAUUUAUAAGGUGCUUUCUCCCAGGAACCUCGUGCUCAGGUGACUAAGUUCCUUCUCGAUAUUAAUAACAGCUGCUCUGCACCGAGAGCGCAGGUCUCCGCAGGUGCAGACCCUGUUACCUGGAGCGCGCUGCUCUACGCAGGUGCAGACCCUGUGACUUGGCUGGCACCGGCCCUGUGGUAGGAAGCUGGGUUUGGGGAGGGGAAGUGCACAGCGAGGAAGUAAGGACGGCCCCCGCGGGUAAAUUGAGCCCUAAGUCCCUGUCCCAGAAUCCCGGUCACAGCGCCGAGGGCGCGCCCCUCUGCCAGCCAGAAGCCCAGUACAGCUCCAGCCGGCGCUCGGGUUUCCCCUUUAGAGUCACUGGGGCGGGGCAGGCCCAAAUCCCCACGCCCCCCGGCGGCCUGCUGGGGGCGAUCCAGGCGGGGCCCGGCGUGCACGUGCGCACAGGGGGCGGGAGCCCACGGCGCCCGCCCUGCAGUUCCCAGACCCCAGCUGCGGCCCCACGUGGGCGCUGCCGGGCGUCGGGGGGUAACCCGGUGAGGCCCCGCCCCAGGGUCCGGGAGCCAGUGAACUCGCGCAGAGGGCGGGGCCUAAGGCCAUCCCCCGCCCUCAGGGGGCGGAGCCACUCUGGGGAGGUUUAAGAGCCCGGGGCACGGGCAGUUCCCUGCUGUCGGUGCCGCUGGACGCUAGGUCCUCUACGCUGGUGUGCCGGGCAGGGCGCGCGGGGUAGGGCGCACCGCGCGGCCGCCACCCCACCAUGCUCAAGCGCUGCGGCCGACGCCUGCUGCUGGCGCUGGCGGGCGCGCUGCUCGCCUGCCUGCUGGUGCUCACGGCCGACCCGCCGCCGCCCCCGGUACCCGCUGAGCGCGGUCGGCGCGCGCUGCGGAGCCUGGCGGGCCCUUCGGGGGCGGCCCCGGCGACCGGGCUGGAGGCGGCGGCUGCGCCAGCGCUAGUCCGCGAGGUGCACAGUCUGUCCGAGUACUUCAGCCUGCUGACCCGCGCUCGUCGAGACGCGGGCUCACCGCCCGGGGGCGUCCACCGCCCUGCCGACGGCCUUCCUCGGCCCCUGGAGCCACUCGCGCCGCACGACGUCUUCAUCGCGGUCAAGACCACCAAGAAGUUUCACCGCGCGCGUCUCGACCUGCUGCUGGAGACAUGGAUCUCCCGCCACAAGGAGAUGACGUUCAUUUUCACGGACGGGGAAGAUGAAGCCCUGGCCAAGCGCACGGGCAACGUGGUCAAUACUAACUGCUCGGCCGCCCACAGCCGCCAGGCGCUGUCCUGCAAGAUGGCCGUGGAGUACGACCGCUUCAUCGAAUCCGGGAGAAAGUGGUUCUGCCACGUGGAUGAUGAUAACUACGUGAACGUGCGGGCCUUGCUGAGGCUGCUGGCCAGUUACCCGCACACACAGGACAUCUACCUGGGCAAGCCCAGCCUGGACAGGCCCAUCCAGGCCACAGAGAGGGUCAGCGAGACCAAGGUGCGGCCGGUCCACUUCUGGUUUGCCACCGGCGGGGCAGGCUUCUGCAUCAGCCGAGGGCUGGCCCUGAAGAUGAGCCCAUGGGCCAGCGGAGGCCACUUCAUGAGCACGGCCGAGCGGAUCCGGCUGCCGGACGACUGUACCAUUGGCUACAUCGUGGAGGCUCUGCUGGGCGUGCCCCUCAUCCGCAGCGGGCUCUUCCACUCCCACCUGGAGAACCUGCAGCAGGUGCCCAUCUCCGAGCUCCAUGAGCAGGUGACCUUGAGCUAUGGCAUGUUUGAAAACAAGCGGAAUGCCGUCCACAUUAAGGGGCCUUUCUCAGUGGAGGCGGACCCAUCCAGGUUCCGCUCCAUCCACUGCCACCUGUACCCGGACACACCCUGGUGUCCCCACACUGCCAUCUUCUAGCCAUUAUGGCUGAAACCCGGUCCCUGGGCACCCCUGGUAUCCAAAGGGCCCGGGGACCCCUGUUGUGCCGCCCUGGCCUUGGCAUUUGAGGCUCUCUCAGGGCUGUGCCUGUGUGUGUACCGUGUGCCUGUCCGUGCAGCAGACUGCUGGGCAGCUCUGCUCUGCCGAGGGCAGGCCCGGUCCCGUCUGUCUUUCCCUGCUCCACCCCGGGAGGAUUGUUAAGUCACACUGACCUCGGACAGCGGUUUUAUUAUGACUCUGGGGUCUUUGGGGCAGCAUGGGGACCAGAUGUGCACGCGCCUUUUCUUCCUGCUGAGCACAGGCCUGCCUCUGCGGGCACUUGCACCCUGGGGUCCUGCGUCUGCCUCAGAGCCCCCAGGACCACUCACCAGGCUCAGGGCCAGGAAGCUGGGUCUUGGGAGGUGUGGCCCGAGCCCCCUGCCCACCCCCGAGCUCUGGCCUGGGCACCGUGGCUCAGAGGAACAGCAGCCGCGGUGGUCUUGCCGCCGGGUGAAGUGCAGCGCUGUCCGGGCAGGGGUCUUCCCUGGCCUCUCAGCCCUCUUCCCUUUGUGACGGGGAGUCAGCUGAGGGUUUUAUCUCCUCUCCCAAGUAGAGAGAAAGUCGCCCAUAGUGGGUGUGUCUGUAAAUAUUGUGACAGUAUUUUUUACUGUGCUUGUUUUCGGAAAGGGGCUGGGUAAAAAGUAGGGUGUUUUUGUCUUUGUUUUCGGGGCUGGGGGAGGGUGUUAUUUUAUCUUUUCUGUGGAUCAGAAAAAGCAGAAGCCAAACUUGGGAUAAUUUUUGUGUUAAAGCGGAUGGCAAUGUCUGACACGCUGUGUAUUUAUAUGUCGUGGCCCCUGGCCUCUCCCCGCCCACCUCCUGCAUAGCCCGACUCCCACCAGCCCAGCUCCGCACACCUGGCCCGUGGGGUGUGUUUUGUCUUCUGUUUUUCUUUCUGCAAAGACACAGCUAGGAAAGUGAAUAAGGGAAAAGUUCUCAGGGAAUGCAAGUGUGUUGCUAUGGUGACGUCCUUUGCUGUGAAUAAAGAUGCUCUUUGGGACAA